Verticillium dahliae VdLs.17 is the source of this 1443-nucleotide messenger RNA. RefSeq lists its product as uncharacterized. The record is from RefSeq and is a predicted model, not a curated record. Lineage: Eukaryota; Fungi; Ascomycota; Sordariomycetes; Glomerellales; Plectosphaerellaceae. The transcript has 4 exons. The coding region runs from base 1 to 1443 and encodes 480 amino acids.
AUGGCUGGCAAGCCAAGCUAUACAAGGAAACAAAUUGAAUUUGUUCUCAUUCAUAUUCUCGACAAAGUAGCCCUGCAUAGGAUCAUCGAGGCCUUUAAGGAGACAUUUAGCCAGGAUGUGACUAUUGGGCAGAUUAAAUAUUUAAAGAGCAAGUACGGCAAAGAUCCAGACUAUGGGUCGCCUCUUCUUGAAGGACGUGUGAGGAUAGUGGAAGAAAUGGCUACCUUGCGCACCCCAGCAGAUGCAAUUUUUCCUUAUCAACCAUGCCAACAUUCGGGGUUGUCUCAGACGGCAAGCGAAGAGCAGAAGCAGACAGGAAAUGUACCAUGGAAUCCCUGUAAUGGUCUUCCAACCCCUCGUGCACCUGCUGAAAACUUCUUCCUCACGAAUCACCAAAAUACCAUCACGGAGCAAACAGGCAGAAUGGCGUGUGCUGAUGGUUAUUACCCUGCUCGGCAGCCAUCACACCCUCUUCAUGCUAACUCAGCUAUGGGACAUGGCCCGUAUUGGACCAACAACUUGCCACAAGAACCUUCCGAGCCUUACAAAAUCCUAAGACAGUUUCCACCAAGGAUCAGAGAUACAGAAGAUACCAACUCUUCUGACUAUCAUCUUUGGGCGUCGAGAGAUGACCAACUGCAGCAAGUUGGGGUCACUUCGCCAGUGUCUCCGCCUUCAAAUGCCUCUGAUGUACCUGACGGGCUCAUGUCAAAUGUCGAGCAUUGGAACGCCCAACAGAGCCCCUAUCAAUCGUCGCAACACGGAUAUGGCGACCAAUUUGUACAAGGGCACAGUUGCUUAUUAUCCGACAACUCGCUGUCGUACGCCUCACGCUCUAUGGCCGGACCGGAAAUCUCGUGGGAUCCCGUCGGAAGACCUCAGCAGGGACAGACUACGACUAACGGUCAGCUCAACAAAACCCAAGACAGCUAUCAACCAGUCGCCUCUGAGCAGCCACCUUCGAACAACCCACGACUGGACGGUCUGCAAGAUGAUCCAUGGCCUGGUCUUCCGUCAGGGGCUCAAUCUCAAUAUUCAAUGUGGCCCGCACCGCAGGGCUCUGAGAAUCUACCACCUCCACCUUACUCUGAAGUAAUCGAUAUGCCUCUAACAAUGCCCGACGAAACCAGCAAUGGCAUUGACCAGGGUGACAAUACCUUUGAAGAAACCACCGGAUACAGGAGCCACGAAGCGUCAACCACGGACACGGAUGUCGACCAGCAGCCAAGCUACAACAGCGAUGCUCUAGAGCUGGUUCACCCCACUCACGACCACGCAGAGGCACGGGGUGUCGGGGAGGGCUGGAGUUUCUUUGACGAGGCGGUGGCGUUCACCAAUUCGCGGACGGGGAGCAUGGGUGAGCAUGGCAACCUCGACGAGGCCGAUACGCUUCUCGCGGCGGCUUUUACAGAAUCUGAAAUGGCUGGCACAUACAUGAAUUGA